AUGCUGUACGCCUUUGCUGAGAAGAAGGGCUCAGAGGUGCAGCCCAUCUAUCUGUUGUCCGGCAACAGAGAGGGAUACGGCCACACCAUCACCCUCGUCGCCAAGUCCAAGCUUGCAGAAACGAAGAAGCAGUUCAAGCCCGUCUUCUCGCUGCACGUCUACAGCGUACAGGCCGUGCUGCCCAAGGACAGCGCCCACCUGUGGUCGGUGGACAACGAGCAGCGCAAGGCCCUCUUCACCCAGCCGGACAACUCCAUCACCACCAACCGCGCCGAGUUCAUCAAUCAAUCGUACCUCCCUUUCCCCGAUGGUGAUGGUGCUGACGUCAUGGCGGCGGUGAUGGUGAUGGCGCGACCAAGGUGGAGCGCCAUCGACUUUCUCGCGGGGACGGAGAAGCGCAGCGCGCCGCCGCCCGCCGCAGUUCCGCAACAGCCCGCGCCUGUGGUCAAGAAGGAGGCCGUCAAGGUCAAGGUGCAGCCCAAGGAGGAGGCCAACGACGCGUCGAGCCAGCCCAGCUCGCCCGAGAAGACCGCCAAGCCGGCCACCGGCGGGCGUCUGACCACCCCCGCCAAGCCGGCCGCCGCCGGGAAGAAGGGCGCGUCGUCGCCCACCAAGAAGCAGCCCGGCGGCGCGCGGGAGAUGACGUCUUUCUUCAAGAAGGCCCCCGAGGAGGAGAAGACGCAGACGCUGAUCGCCAACGCCAAGGCCGGGAAGCCGGCCAAGGGCACGUCGAGCCCCUCGAAGGCCCGCGUCAUGGAGGGCUUCUUCGCCAAGAAGGAGAAGAUGGACGAAGAUCACGCGGCGGAAGAGGGCGAAGAGGAAGAGGAGGAGGAAGAGGAGAAGAGCGAGGCCAGGCAGAAGGUGAAGCAGGAGAAGGUCCAGCCGGCGGAGACGGAUGAGCUCGACGAGCUGUUGGGCGGCGAGGAGGAAGCCGAGGAGGCGAAGCCCGCGCCGCCGCCGGCGAAGCAGAAGCGGAAGAGGUCGGCGGCCGCGAAGGACGACGAUGACAUGGACUUUGAGAGCUCCAAGGCCAAGGCCGACACCACGAAGCGGCAGCGCCUGCGCAAGGGCAAGCGGAAGAGGAGCGACGACGACGACAACAACGACAACGACGCCAAUGGAAACGACGAAGGAGAAGGAGAGGGUGAAGCCGCUAACGGCCGACCAGCCCGGGCCAUCAAAAAGGAGAAGGAGUCGAAGCGCGAUGAAGAAGAUGGCGCAGAAGACGGGGAGAGCACGGCGAUGACGACGAAGAAGAAGGCGACGAAGAGGAGGAGGGUGGUGCAGAAGGAGCCGGAGGACGAAGAGGAAGCGGAGCAGGAAGAGGCCCAGCCUCAGAAGAAGAAGCGUGCCGCCAAGGCCGCGCCGGCCAAGAAGGGGCGAAAGGAGGCGGCAGCAGAUGAAGAGAAGGAGGAGGAUGACGGGGAGAAGGAGAACGAGGAACAGGACCACAACGUCGUGAAGCAGGAGAAGACGAAAAAGAAGGCGGCGGCCAAGCCCGUGGCGGUGGAGCGGAAGGAGGGCGUGGCGAAGCCCGCCGAGUACGUGCCCGGCCAGCGAAGGAAGAAGAAGGUCCGACGCGAGCGCACGUACACGGACAACAAGGGAUUCGAAGUCACCGAGGACGUGUGGGAGGAGGUGUCCGACGACGACACGCCGGCACCGGUCGCCCUGCUCUCCAUCAAGGAGGAGGCCACCAAGAACGCCGAGGCCACCGCGAGUACGGCGAGGAAGAAGGGGACCACGCAGGGCAACAUCAUGAACUUCUUCGGCAAGAAGAAGUGA
Acanthamoeba castellanii str. Neff is the source of this 1785-nucleotide messenger RNA. RefSeq names its product DNA polymerase subunit Cdc27 protein. Gene Ontology annotation, biological process: DNA synthesis involved in UV-damage excision repair; DNA strand elongation involved in DNA replication; DNA replication. The coding region runs from base 1 to 1785 and encodes 594 amino acids. The transcript is spliced from 5 exons. Gene Ontology annotation, cellular component: delta DNA polymerase complex; nucleus. Gene Ontology annotation, molecular function: DNA-directed DNA polymerase activity. Lineage: Eukaryota; Discosea; Longamoebia; Acanthamoebidae. The record is from RefSeq and is a predicted model, not a curated record.